Chlamydomonas reinhardtii is the source of this 2666-nucleotide messenger RNA. RefSeq lists its product as uncharacterized. The coding region runs from base 640 to 1650 and encodes 336 amino acids. The transcript has 5 exons. Lineage: Eukaryota; Viridiplantae; Chlorophyta; Chlorophyceae; Chlamydomonadales; Chlamydomonadaceae. Gene Ontology annotation, cellular component: lipid droplet; membrane; cytoplasm. Gene Ontology annotation, molecular function: triacylglycerol lipase activity. The record is from RefSeq and is a predicted model, not a curated record. Gene Ontology annotation, biological process: triglyceride catabolic process; lipid homeostasis.
GCUACCUAAGCUAGCCAUGACAGAUUCUCUAUUGCAAAUGGCUCUUCCUGGUUUUUUUAAGUUGGGGCCGAGCAAGACCCGUGGGUUUUUGUCGGAGGAACACCGCCCUGUUUCCCACUGGAGACACGUUGGCUGAGCUCUAAGAUAGACUGAUGUUUGCAUAGGGUCUCCGCGGCAGAAAUGGAGCUUUUGUGCUCUUCAAAUUCGAACUUAACAGUGUGAGUCACCCACUGUGCCGCUUGCGCAGUGUGCCGGCACUCACUGUGCGUACAAAUGCUCACAGCGAAAAGCGAUGGAGCACAAUGGACGAAAUGCCAGCGAAAGCUACAGCAAAAGCCCGCAAUGAACCGCAAUGGGAAAUGAGACAGGUUGCAGGUCAGCCCGUCUGAGCAGUCUGGCCCAAAUAAAAGCCAGCUGUUGCGGAACUUGGCUACUUCACUGUAAUUGUGCUGGUGUUGUGACGAGCUUUGGUUGCCUUAGCUUGUGCGUGACGACGAUCCAAUUCUCUCGCGCUACUACAACUACUAUCACCAUUCCCUGAUUGCAAGGACUAGCUAACUCUAAAGAGCUCCCAAGCAAGCACGUCAGUGGCCUUAAUUCACGUUGGCGAAAGCAGCAGCAGCUGUGACGUCGCACACGAUGCAGCAGUCUCUCCAAGUUCAGCUGCGGCUGCAGAGCUCCACACAGGCGUCUUCUCGGCGCGGCGCUCCCGUCAGCGUACGCGCGCAGGCUGCCCCGCGGCGUGCUCCGGACGCGUCGACCGGUACCGCCACUUCCUCGCGCAAGAACUCUCGCACUGUCGCCAACUUCCAAAAUGCCGAUGCGGCGACUCUGACUCUACCUUCGCAAGUUCAGCUGGCCGAGUCGUCGUCAGCCGCCAAGACCAAGGCCACAACGCUCAGUUGGGCGGGCGCGGGCAUCUUCUUCUUUUGGCAGCUGGGCGCGCUCAAGUUCCUCGCCGAGCGUUACGACCUCACACGCGUGCCCAUGGCCGGCGCCUCAGGCGGCGCGCUGGCCGCGGUGCUGGCCUGCUGCGGCAUCCCCGCCGACGUGGUGCUGCAGCGCGCCUACGACCUGAGUGUGCAGCACGGCAUCUGGGAGCGGCCUCUUGGUCUAGUGGGCGUGUGGGGCAGCCUCAUCGAGCAGUGGCUGGACGACCUGCUCCCCGACGACGCAGCGGAGCGCUGCCGCGGCAAAAUCACCAUCAUCGUGACCACGCUGCCCAACAUGGGGCAGGUGGGCAUUAGCGACUUCAAGGACAAGAAGGACCUGAUCAACUGCGCCAUGGCCAGCGCACAUAUCCCAAUGCUGCUAGACCUCAAAUUCGCACGCCUGUGCCGCGGCAAGUUCUGCGUGGACGGCUCGUUCCCCGACUUCUUCUACAACGACAACUCUGAGCUGCUUAAGGCGGGCGGGUCAGCGGUUAUCUUUGACUACUUCCAGGACACCAACCUUGUCCGCAAGGGCCGGAUGGACAUGCUGUCUCUGAAGCAGUACGAGGAGGUGAAGCACAUCAUGCAGGUUGGGUACGAGUACGCGCAGACGCUGCACCACGAGGGCCACUUCGACCAUUUCGAGGUUGGCGAGAUGGUGUUUGACCACCUGGAGGAGGCUGUUAAGCCGCGGCCUUCGGAGCAUGCCUCUGCCUAAGCCCAAACCGGCUUGCGGUUACCUCCUGUGGGCUUGCGGCUACCUCCUGUGCGCUUGCGGUCACCCUGUGGGCUUGCGGACUGCAGCUAGCGGCACAAGCGGAAUACGGAGCUGCGUUGCACGGUUGGCGUUAUUUUAGCACCUGCGGCUGAAGUAGCCGCAGUUGUGCUGGUACGAGAAUGGUCAAUGCAGCUUCAAGAAACAGGGCGUAGGUGUGUGUGUGGGGGGGGGGGGGGACCAGCGCCACACGGCAUUCAUGUGACCAGGCAUCCCUGGGAGGGGGUCGGGCCCCUUUUGUACAUGAAUGAGUCCGCAUUGUUUGUUGGUUUGCAAAAGGGCACGUCCCCUGAAGACCUGUCGAGUGAUGCGUGUCCGUUGCGUUUGGUCAGUCGAGUGCGGACGAAUUCUUUGCGGCGCGGCAGCCACCCGGCUCUGUCGCUGCAAUAGGCAUUGAGUGCUGUGCGUGUUCAACGUUGUUGCAUGCCUGGGGCCUUAGCGUCAGUUUUCGCGGGCCGUCCCCCAUCAGGAUAGCUCGCGCCGCUGUCACGAUUGGCUUGGCGCUGGCAACCUCCGCAGACGGGGGUCCAGGCAGCCUGCGUGCUGCGGCACGAGCGCACGGCGGCAGCUGUGCAUGCAGGAUGAUAAUGUGGAUGAGUGACAGGCCCUGGGCUUACGGCUGUGAAGCGCGGCAUAUUCUUUGCCUGAGGCAUCAGGCCAACGGCUUGGUGGUCUGCGUGAGAGGCUGUGAUGCGGGAGGUUGCCGACCGAGUGUUUGGUCAGGGGCCUGCGGAUAGUGGCUGUGGCGUGUUUGUCGCUGAGCCGUUGGGGAGGAGUUGCCACUGGACACAACGAAUGAGGCUGAUCACUGAAUAACGCUACAAGGGAUUGACCAGGGACUGGACAAGAAAGGUGGCCAUGUAGGCCCCAUGAGUUGCACGUUGCGCAAAAGCGUCAGAACGUGACAGCGCUAGCUAAGGCUCAACGAGCCCAGCAGUGCCUUGUAACACGAAUGUGCG